AUGGAGCCCUUCUUGGGAACCUGGAAACUGGUCUCCAGUGAAAACUUUGAGGAUUAUAUGAAAGAGCUGGGAGUGAAUGCUGCAGCUCGCAAUGCGGCAGUGUUAGUGAAGCCAAACGUAAUUAUUAGCAUGGAUGGAGAUAAGGUGAAGAUGAGAACAGAAAGCUCUUUCAAGAACACCGAGAUCUCCUUCAAACUGGGGGAAGAAUUUGAUGAAACUACUGCAGACGACCGAAAUGUAAAGAGCAUCGUAACAUUAGACAGUGGCUCAAUGAUUCACGUCCAAAAGUGGCUCGACAAAGAGACAACAAUCAAAAGAAAAAUUGUAGAUGGAAAAAUGGUGGCGGAAUGUACCAUGAAUAACAUUGUCAGCACUAGAACCUAUGAAAAGGUGUGA
Messenger RNA from Marmota flaviventris (yellow-bellied marmot), 396 nucleotides. RefSeq names its product fatty acid binding protein 9 (gene Fabp9). NCBI's taxonomy places the organism in Eukaryota, Metazoa, Chordata, Mammalia, Rodentia, Sciuridae. The record is from RefSeq and is a predicted model, not a curated record. Gene Ontology annotation, molecular function: lipid binding.